Salvelinus fontinalis (brook trout) is the source of this 3226-nucleotide messenger RNA. RefSeq names its product D(1)-like dopamine receptor. Gene Ontology annotation, cellular component: plasma membrane. The transcript is spliced from 2 exons. NCBI's taxonomy places the organism in Eukaryota, Metazoa, Chordata, Actinopteri, Salmoniformes, Salmonidae. The record is from RefSeq and is a predicted model, not a curated record. Bases 1072 to 2385 code for a protein of 437 amino acids. Gene Ontology annotation, molecular function: dopamine neurotransmitter receptor activity, coupled via Gs; G protein-coupled receptor activity. Gene Ontology annotation, biological process: vasodilation; G protein-coupled dopamine receptor signaling pathway; adenylate cyclase-activating adrenergic receptor signaling pathway.
CUGAUUUUCUUAAUGAGCUGGAGAAAACCAGAUGGGGACGUUUCCGACACCCUCUCACCUUCCCUCAAUCUACAAGUGAGAGACUUCACUUCAGACACGUCAUUGCUAGAUGAGGAGACUAAAACGGAAUCGGGAUCUCUUCACAAUAACUUAAAAAUAACAAGAAAGUAACAAAACAAAAGAGGCACGACAUCCAGUGCGUGACGUUUAGGAAAACUCGUAAGCUACUCUUAUUGUUGUUGAUUUGGAGCUUGUGAGAAGAUAAACGAGUUGACUUGAUUCUAUCGGACGGUUUUUGCACCUUCUCUGGAUGUGGUCGCACAGUUUUUCACGUGAAAGUAGAGUGAAUUUCGAAAGGACUUAAUUUAAUGUUAAUUACACAUUGCUGGCGGUACUGGGGCUGCAUCCGGAACACACGCGAAGAGAGGAGGAGAGCAGAGAGGCGUGCGCUUCUGGUGUAUAGAUGGGGGGGAAGGAGAAUAAGUAGAGCCUUCUAUUUCCAUGUAAAUAAUGACUUACCGUUGAGCUUUCUUUGAGGAUUUAACGGCACCUGCAACAAAAAAAAAACGUUUGUUUGAAAAAAGUUGACAGCUCAUCUUCCAUGGAGUCUCAUUGCAAUUUUGGAGACUUGAUGUGUGACAAAAACGGACCGCACAAACGGAUUGAGUUCCAGGAUUACGGUUAUGUGUUGCGACACAGUAAAAUGUAGCCUGACAUGUUUUAUUGGUGCUUAUGGAACCUUGAAUGCACAUUUUUCAUAAAACAAAGGCAGAAGCCACGUUUCAUGUGUAAAGACACAGACAAUGUAUUCAUUUUGUUGUUAUGAUGCGCAUGCAUUUCUAGUCAACAAUGUUUUGGGAGGAGUCGUGAUUAUGUCUACAUUUCUAUCACAGCCCAAAUCGUCAUGCGACACUAUUCUGCAAGAUGAUCGUUGUGAUGAGCAUGGUGACCCAACCUCCAAAUGAGCUUGUCCCCAGGCAAGAGGUCAAGGCUACAUUUCCCAUCUAAUUGUCCUGACUUCAGGUGAUUGGAACUAUGGGGUGAUUUCCAUCUCUACAAGCUGACAGAAACAUGGAUUUGAACUUCUCCAUGGUCCGUGAUAGCAAUAAUUUGCCAGAGAGAAACUCAUCCAAGCGCGUUCUGACAGGCUGCUUUCUCUUUGCGCUCAUCCUGACCACACUGCUAGGGAACACACUGGUAUGUGUUGCCGUCACCAAGUUCCGCCACCUGCGUUCAAAGGUCACCAACUUCUUUGUGAUCUCUUUGGCCAUCUCAGACCUGCUGGUGGCCAUCUUGGUGAUGCCAUGGAAGGCAGCGACGGAGAUCGUGGGCUUCUGGCCCUUCGGAGCCUUCUGCAACAUCUGGGUGGCAUUCGACAUCAUGUGCUCCACAGCGUCCAUUUUGAACUUAUGUGUCAUCAGCGUGGACAGAUAUUGGGCGAUCUCAAGCCCGUUCCGCUAUGAGAGGAAGAUGACACCCAAGGUGGCAUUUAUUAUGAUCAGUGUGGCAUGGACUCUGUCCGUGCUCAUCUCCUUCAUCCCUGUGCAGUUGAACUGGCACAAGGCUGCAGUGUUGGAGCUCAACAGCACUUACGGGGAGCUGCCUCCGGACAAUUGCGACUCCAGCCUUAACAGGACUUAUGCCAUCUCCUCCUCCCUCAUCAGCUUCUACAUCCCUGUGGCAAUCAUGAUCGUGACUUACACCCGGAUUUACAGAAUUGCCCAGAUACAAAUCAGGAGGAUCUCAGCCCUGGAGAGGGCUGCGGAGAGUGCCAAGAACCGCCACAGCAGUAUGGGGAACAACAUGGAGACGGAGAGCUCCUUCAAGAUGUCUUUCAAAAGAGAAACCAAAGUCCUAAAGACCCUCUCUGUCAUAAUGGGGGUGUUUGUAUGCUGCUGGCUGCCCUUCUUUAUCCUCAACUGCAUGGUGCCCUUCUGUGAGGCCAACAGCACCUCUGAUUUCUUCUGCAUUAGCCCCGCUACAUUUGACGUGUUCGUCUGGUUCGGCUGGGCCAACUCCUCACUCAACCCCAUCAUAUAUGCCUUCAACGCGGACUUCCGCAAAGCAUUCUCCAUCCUGCUGGGCUGCCACAGACUCUGCCCGGGCAGCAACGCCAUAGAGAUAGUGAGCAUCAACAACAAUGGAGAACAGCCACCUGCGUCCCAGUAUCAGCCUAAAGGGCACAUUCCCAAGGAGAGAAACAAUGCCACCUAUGUGAUUCCCCACAGCAUCCUGUGUCAGGAGGAGGAGCUGCAGAAGAAGAAUGAGGUUGGGAUUAAGACCUUGGAGAAACUGUCCCCGCCUCUUUCUGAAAACGUGGACAGCGAUGCGGAUGCGAUUAAUCCGAUAACUCAGAACGGCCUGCACAAAACUGUGAGAUGUUGAUUGGUGUAUGUAUUGGUGUACAAACAUAGAAGGAACCCACAGAGGGAGAGACCAGGCAGUAUGCCUAGCAAAGGUGUGGGGUGUACAAACUGAGCUUCACUGCAAACCUUAAAACUCGAAUCACUAUGGAAUUCUACAGAAUGUUUCAAAUGAAGGCACUUUAACCUGAUUAACUAUCUGCAAAACACCUUCAGCAUUUAUUAAUGAAGUAUAGACAGAUUUGUUGAUAAAUGUUCCAUAACUUGAAUAAAGAAAAAAAGAAAUACACACGUGUACACAUGUGUUGUAUUUACAAAUACGUAUACAUUUGCAUAUAUGUACAGUAGUGAUGUUACAAAUAUCCUGGAUGCCGUUAUAACAUGGAGAAAGAAGUAGAAAUAGUAGCUAAAUGUCUUGUAAGUGCUUUACAUUUAUGUAUACAGUGUGUUUCAUAUACAGAACUAUAAAGAUAAUUGGUUUUGCUAUUUUUUUUUUAAAUGUCAACCACAGUGUGUAAUUCAUUGGUUUUUAUUUAAAUGAUUUAUCAUAAUAUAUUGGCGAGUUUGAAGACACUUCGGUGGUAAUGACAAUUGAGUAAAAUAAUAUGACCAUAAGAUGGUGUAAAUAAUUGAAAACAACCCUCAUCAACUCUUGCAUUUACAUUCUUGUGACAAAGUGGUAAGCCUCAGAGUGGUAGUAAGGUAUGAUGCAUUUGACAUUUAGAGCACUGUGUCAAUAACUGAGGCAUGCUUUAAAUGCCUUUAAUUUUCACAGCUACAACAUCUUAUGCCAAGUAUGCCAUAUUUCUAAAUAUUUCAGUUGUAUUCCCCUUUUGUAGUAAAUGCAUUUUCCAACUGGUGUA